Molecule: messenger RNA, 1038 nt
Organism: Lichtheimia ornata
Lineage: Eukaryota; Fungi; Mucoromycota; Mucoromycetes; Mucorales; Lichtheimiaceae
Exons: 1
Coding region: 1-1038 (345 amino acids)
Molecular function (GO): protein binding
Source: RefSeq, a predicted model, not a curated record
AUGACAGCAACACGUCAAGCCGAAUCGAUUGCAUCCGUCGAUACUAUCUUCAGUGCUGAUUCAACUGAGUUUUGCCCUUUUACCGACAACGCACAAUACCUUGCACUUGGCACCUACCAGCUUGCAGAAAAUGAACGCGACAAUGAGACCCAUGGUCGGAAAGGUCGACUCUACUUGUACAAUGUCGAUCCAAAAUCAAAAACGCCAUUGCAGCAAGUCCAAAUGCUUGAGACGGCGGCCAUCUUGGAUAUGAAAUGGAAUCACGCGUUGGUGGACGACCGGCAAGUGCUUGGUGUGGUUGAUUCGAUUGGUGGUCUACAGCUGUAUGGAUUAUGGGAUGGCAAGCUUGAGGCUGAUAGUCGAAUCCAACUUAUCGAGGACACGAGUAUCUUAUGUUUAUCAUUGGAUUGGGCGAGUCGAGUACAUCGUGAUGUGGAACAUAGCUACACCGUUGCAACAUCUCAUUCGGAUGGACAGCUAUCACUUGUGCGUGCGAAUGAAUCGAAUUGGAUGGUUGAUCAGCAGUGGAUGGCUCAUGAUUUGGAAGCUUGGAUUGUAGCAUUCAACUAUUGGGAUACCAACAUUCUAUACUCUGGUGCAGAUGAUGCAGCUCUCAAGGUGUGGGAUACACGUGCUGGUGGUCAAAUGGCUCAAAUUACCAAUCGACGUACUUAUUCAAUGGGCGUUACAGCCAUUCAAUGUUCACCACAUGAAGAAUAUCGAGUAGCCACCGGGAGCUAUGACGAGCACAUCCAUAUUUGGGACACGCGGAAUAUGAGAAUACCUUUAUCUGAAGCACAUACACCUGGAGGUGGCAUUUGGCGUCUAAAAUGGCAUCCAACGAAAUCGAAUCUUUUGUUAUCAGCUUCCAUGCAUGCAGGUGCUUUUGUUAUUGAUACUGCCGACAACAACACAAUCACUACCAGUUUCCUCGAUCAUGAAUCCAUGGCUUAUGGUGCAGAUUGGUCUUUCCAACAUCCCGAUUUCAUUGCAUCCUGCUCCUUUUACGAUCAUGUAAUGCACUUGUGGCACGCCUAA